Molecule: messenger RNA, 2082 nt
Organism: Colias croceus (clouded yellow)
Lineage: Eukaryota; Metazoa; Arthropoda; Insecta; Lepidoptera; Pieridae
Product: proline-rich protein 36-like
Exons: 7
Coding region: 92-1507 (471 amino acids)
Source: RefSeq, a predicted model, not a curated record
CCGCCGCGUGUCGCCGCGCUCGGCAUGCCAAACCACCCCCGCAUUCUGCAACCGACUACACACCACGCGCCCCUCAGGUGCCGGCGGCGGCAUGCUGGGCGCGCGGCUCAAGUCAUGGAUGGAAGCGCAAUUGGGGCGGGCGAAGAAACGUAAACAGAAGCAAACGAAGCAGCCCUCCCCUCCCACUACCGGCCUGCCAGCCCCGCCGCAUCUGUCGUCGCCUGAAAGCGCGUACAGCACGGGAUAUUCUACAGAUGGCACGUCUCCUGGGACUCUUCCCGCUCCGCUCGCCGCUCCGCUUGUGGCUCCCCCGCCACCGCCUACGCCUCCGACCACACACCUAUACCACGAACCAGCUAAGCGGCGCUCCAGUGUACAAAGCCGCAAGUACAUCCCAGAACCCCCAGUAUGUGCAACUCCGUCCCCGCGGCCUCGAAGCAGGAUCCGCACCAACCCCUGGCUAGGGACCAACUCGCCAGCCUUGAGGAAGAAGCCGCUGCAUUUGCUGCAUCAGCACUCGCUGCAGAUACCACAGCAGCCGGUCCUACAUCAUGCUCCGUAUUCACUGGAUUCGCAUACUAAGUAUGGACCAAGAUCUCCACACCUAUCCCCUCACUUUUCUCCACACUUAUCCCCGCAUCUAUCCCCACACCAAUCCCCACGCAUGUCACCGCACAUCUCCCCACGCAUGUCUCCACGCAUGUCCCCACACAUAUCCCCACAUGUAUCCCCGCACGUAUCCCCACACUAUUCCCCCUGUCUAUCCCCUCGCAUAUCCCCUGAGUUGUACCGCUCGCCGUACUACAGAGGGGCCUCUAGUGACGAAGAGUAUCGGGGUAUAAGGCCUCGAGGGCAGGAAACGGCUAUUCUAUCGGAUGCGGAGGUUGAUUCGGAUGGAGAUACAGGGUUGGAUGGUGGGGAUGAGGAUGAAGCUGAUAGCAGUGCGUCACCGGGCAGGAGGCGCGCGAGGCGGCGUAGGCCACCGAGACGGCCUCCACGAUCUGCUGGAGCCACUCCACCACGCAUGCGGCGUCGCCAAGCGCCCUCCGCGCCUCCAGUUCGCGAGCGAGACCCUCUGCUAGAAGCUGAUAGAGAAGCAGAACGGAAAUACCGGGAACUAAUCAGAGAAGCAGAAAAAUUGCUCGUCACAGUAUCACGAGCGCCGAUAGAGCCUCCACACAACCCUAGAGUCGUGGAGCUUAGAGCCACUGAGGUGGACUGUCCGCGCCGCAGCCCGGAGCGCACGCACAUCACGAACUUCAUGCGCGCCAACUCCCCCGAGGCCCCCCGCCGGCACUCCCCCGCCCCGCGGCGCUCCCCCCUCGCGGCUCCCCCGCCCCGCGCGCACAACCCACCCUCUCCUACAGAUCGACCGCACUCGGAGCCGCCGAAACGCAAAAUGUACGCCCGGGAAGAGGUGUUACAAACCCUGGAAGGGCUGCGCAAGAGUCUGCAGCAGCAGUCCGCUUUAUUGGCGGUGCAGCGGACUCGCCUCGAUUCCCUCUAGUCGAUGUUUUCCAUUCCUUGCCAAAUAUUAGCGAAUUAGAUGGUUUUGUUUACAUAUCCAUGUAGAUACUUACUUGCAUCUAGUUUAUUGUGCUCAAAUCUUGUUUGUGUGUUUUUUUCAUGUUCACUGUUCAGAAUAUGCUCUCUAAGGAUGUACGGACGGAACAUGUGUUUGUGUAUCCUACAUGUUCCCUAAAAUAUUUUAUACAAUAUAACCUCAUAAAUAUUACUUAAUUCAUGUGUUUCUUUUUUCAAUAGUUCAUUUUAUAUUUGCUAAAUAUCUCGUUUUUAAAUAAACCUGUUCUUGCCAUAGUUCUUUGUUCUAAUUAUGCUAAAAAAUAUAUCUUAAUUAAGCAAGUUUCGUGUUGCACUGAAUACAUUAAUUAGCCUUAUUACCAUGAUUAAUGAUAACGGGACAUGACAUGUUUGAAUAAUUCAGUAAACACAUACUUAUUGAUUACAUAAUACUCUCUUUAUUUCUGAUGCUUUUAAUAUUAUGUCAAUUCUAUGGUACAUAUUUACAAACUCUAAUAAUUUUUGAAGUGAAACUUCUUUAUCGGGGUUGGAAAAAAAUUU